Molecule: messenger RNA, 2096 nt
Organism: Perca flavescens (yellow perch)
Lineage: Eukaryota; Metazoa; Chordata; Actinopteri; Perciformes; Percidae
Exons: 10
Coding region: 159-1664 (501 amino acids)
Cellular component (GO): endosome
Molecular function (GO): phosphatidylinositol binding
Source: RefSeq, a predicted model, not a curated record
GAGGAUGAUGUUGAUCCAGGGAGACGUGUCCAACGAGGACGAUGUCGGCAGCAGGGAGGGCUCCGUUAACAGCCAGCAGGACUCUGACAGGGAGGACGAUGAUCUGGAGAACUACUUGACAAGCGUCCAAGAGGACAUGAUGGAAUUCAAGCUGUCGUAUGAGAUGUGGGCGCGUUGGCCACUGGGCUGUCAGCAUCCCUCAUGCCGACUGGGAUGAUGAGGAGCUAAUCUUCACCAUUCACCUGGAGGAGAAGGGCAGCCCUGAGAACCUACAGUGGGACAUCAGGAAGACCUACAUGGAUGUUAUAUACUUCCGCAACACAUGGCAGGACUCGACCAACCUACCCACGAUCCUGGUGCUGGAGGAGUCUGAGGUCAACGAGUUUGAAGAAGAAGCCAGAGUAUCAGUGGAGCAUUUCCUGCAGGAGUUAGUUUCUGAUAAUCUGAUUGGCCACACUCAACCGGUUUUCCAGUUCCUCUGCCCACUUGACAAACUGCUGAAUGAGGAAGAACAUUAUGAAGGCCUGUGGGGCCUUCUCAGCGGCUUGGCUUACUUCUUGACUCCAAGUCAAGAGGAAGACGAGAGCUCGAGCCCUCAGACAGAAGCCCCAAAAGAAAUCAUGACACCAUCUCUACAUCCAGAACUGACAGCUCUGCCUUUAGAAAACCCUGGUGCCUCUACUGAGAAGGGCAAUGAUGUUCCCAGUGCUUCAGUCCCAACUAUUGUUAUCUCCCAAUAUAAUUCUUCUUCAGAACCGCCUGAGAAAGCAGAAAUCGAAAAGGAGCCGCAGUCUGCUGCUAACUCGGACUCUUCAAACGAAAACUGUUCCCAAGACAUAACAGAAGACUCUGAUAAUCCCUUAACCUCUCACUUUAAAACUAUUUUCAAAGGACUGACCCGUUCCAGGUCACAAGAGUCUCUGGUCUCGACAAGAAACGGCAGUGAUGAAGACCUGCCUGAUUCAGACUCCACGCCACACAACAGCCAAAUCGGAGGCGUGCAGGGGGAGAUCGCAGAAGGCCCGUCUUUGCUUCAUUCCAGUGUAAGGUCAAAUAAAAAGGAGAACAUAUGUUUCAAGAUGUCAAGUGGAGUGAACAAGGCUAAAGGGAAGGAUCAGGGCACUUCACCGAGAGGGCAGAACUCCCGGUGUCAGAAGAGCCAAGUCGGCAGGGAGCAGCUGGAGGCGACCAAAGCCAUAUUUGAUCUGCUGAAAGAAAUAUCUGGGAACUCCAUCCUUGUAAACAUAUUUGAUGCCAUUUUGAAACCUGUUAUGCCCAUCCUAAAAAAAAAAGUGAACUCUUUCCUAAACAAGAUGAACCCGACAGAAGUGCAGAUAGCCGCAUACAUCAACACCCUGCGUGAAAAACAGUGGCCAGAUUUUCAACCCGCUGCACCUCCUCCUCCUCUUCCUCCUCGCACUGAUGAGGAGAAGACCAAGACCAGGGAUAGAGCGCACAAUCUAAUCAAUGCCAGAUAUUCAAACUAUCUUAUCCUGAAGAAAACAGAUAUGGAGUCUGUUUUUAAUAUUUUCCAGGACGGUGAAAAAAACAAAAUGCUGGUAUAUAUGCUCCUGUCAUUCCUAUUAAGGGAAUUUUUUCCCAAUGAGCAUUCCCUAAAUGUGAGCGCCGCUGCCCUGCAGAAAGUGACCAACUCCACCAGCUGAGCUGAAUCCUUGAUUGUGUUUUUAAUGGUACUUUUUUGACAUUUUUUAAAACAUAAAAUUAUUUAUUAUUAUUAUUAUUUUAUGAAAAUGCCUUGGAAUAUUUGUGGCAAACACUACUCUCUGUCGCGUUUACCUCAAACAUACUAUGAACAUUUUGUGAAUUUCCUUUUUAUUUUGUAUAUUGAACUUUGUAAGUUAUAAACCCUGACUUAAAUGUGUGUGAAAUCAGAAACAUUAAUUGUGGGAGCUGGCUUACUACUUAAUUGUAAAACUCAUUGUAAAUAUUUCAUAUUUACAGUUUGAAUUUCACCCAUCAUGUUUUAAUGUAAAGUCAUUUAAAUUUUCUAAAAUAUUUUGCAUCAGUUUUAUAAUAUCCCACAAUUACAAUUCACCUAAAUCUGUCAAAGUUGACCGUACCGCUAUCAAAGGAAG